AUGAGAAGUGAUUUUUAUAUUACUUCGUAUUCUUUACUUGAAUUAUGUUGCUAUUAUGGAGCAAUCAAAUAUUUUAAGUUUUUAAGAACAAAAUUCAAAACUGACAUCACACGGACUUGCCUUAAUUAUUCAUUUUUAGGUGGAAAUGCAGAGAUCAUUAAUGAAUGUUUAAAAGCAGUUUCACCAGGCGGUUAUGCCCAUGCGUGUGCGCUAAUGACACAUAAUAUUGAUUUUGUUACAUAUUUGAUGAAUGAACAUGAUAUCAUCCCUAAACCUUAUUAUUGCGGUUUAUAUUGUAAUACCCAAUCCUUAUUUAUUUAUUUAGCUGAAACCAAAGAUAUUUAUGAAUGUAUCAAAUACUCACCAAUAUUUGGUAUUCCCUCACUUUGUGAAUAUCUGCUUUCGCACUGGCCUGACGUUGAGAUGAAAUCUGGAGAACAUCAGGGAUCAGCUCUUCAUAAAGCUGCUGAAUAUCAUUAUACAGAAAUACUUGAUAUUUUUGUUCGUCAUGGCGCUGAUAUAGAUAUAAAAGAUUUUGAUAAUCAAACACCUCUUCAUAUAUCAGUAAAAGAAAGUGACCUUGAAUCAAUUAAAUUUCUUGUUUCUCAUGGUGCAGAUGUCAAUGCAGAAGAUAAUCAUGGGAAUUCACCUCUUCAUGCAGCUGCAAAUGGAAGAAAUAAAAUGAUCGCUAUGCUUUUUAUUUCACAUGGUGCAGAUGUCAAUGCAAAAGAUGAUGAAGGGAUUACACCUCUUCAUUGUGCAGCAAAAAGUAAUAGAAAAGAAAUAGCGGAAAUUCUUAUUUCUCAUGGUGCAGAUAUCAAUGCAAAAGAUUAUAAAGGAAAUACACCUCUUCAUUAUGCAGCAGAAAGUAAUGGAAAAGAAAUUGCCGAAAUUCUAAUUUCUCAUGGUGCAAAUGUCAAUGAAAAAGAUGAUGCGGGUGGAAGAACACCUCUUCAUAAAGCAAUGUUGAAAGGUGGUAUUGAUCUGUUAGAAUUUCUUAUUUCACAUGGUGCAGAUGUUAAUGCUAAAGAUCAUAAUGGGGAAACACCUCUUCAUGAUGCAGCGUAUAUAAGUAAUACUGAUGUAGUAAAAUUUCUUGUUUCUCAUCCGAUUUUUCGCCCCAAGUUGACUAUAUUUUCAUUUUUAUUUGAGAUUUGA
This is a messenger RNA of Trichomonas vaginalis G3, 1158 nucleotides long. Its product is annotated as spectrin binding. The record is from RefSeq and is a predicted model, not a curated record. Lineage: Eukaryota; Parabasalia; Trichomonadida; Trichomonadidae. Bases 1 to 1158 code for a protein of 385 amino acids. Gene Ontology annotation, molecular function: protein binding. The transcript has a single exon.